Molecule: messenger RNA, 2571 nt
Organism: Chaetomium globosum CBS 148.51
Lineage: Eukaryota; Fungi; Ascomycota; Sordariomycetes; Sordariales; Chaetomiaceae
Exons: 3
Coding region: 1-2571 (856 amino acids)
Biological process (GO): chromatin remodeling
Cellular component (GO): cytoplasm
Source: RefSeq, a predicted model, not a curated record
AUGGCGACAGAUUCCCCCCCAAAUCGCCGAACCGAGUUCUUCCAGCAACUUAAAAGUGUCUGUAUCCCUCUUAGUCGAUUUGCACUCGGCCCAAAAGGCCAAGCUGUCGACUCCAAGGAGGUCCUCAGGCUACUAGAAUCGCUCAUCGGCCUCUGGACCACUCAAGCAGACAAUGAUGCUUCCAUCCUGGACGACAAACUCGCCGAAUAUGUCUUCUUCCCCCUAUCUCACCUCCUCCGAGACCGUGACCGGUAUCCCCUCCGGGUCAUCGAGGCUGUCGUCCGGCUGCUUCGGCUGCUCAUCCAAUAUGGCUGGAAAGCAAAGGCAUCGCCGCAGCUUUUCCAACAACUCUUGGUCUUCCUCUCAUUUAUCGUCGGUGGUGUCCCAGACCAGCCGAAGCGAGACAUGCCCGAGGAGACCAUUGUCGAGGGUUUCCGCACGCUCACUGCUCUCGUCCGCAUUGCAAAACCGUCUCAUAUUGCGCCGCCAGCCGAGUCAGCAGCGAAAGGCAAAACUGUACCGGCCCUCAGUCACAGCCUCACGGUGAUGCUAGAUGGGGUUUCUGAGGGAUCCGUGUCUCUGAUCCAGCUCGAGGCGGCCCAAUGUUUACAAGCCGUGUUUGCCACUAUCAAGGACAAUAUUGUCCUUGCGCAGUUCAUUCCCGGCACAAUCUCGGCCCUUACGAAAGUCUUGUCGCCACCACAGGCCAAUCAAACCCAAAAGCGGGUACUACUCAAAUGUUUGGAGAUCCUCCAACUAGUUCUCGUCACCGUGUUAGGCGAUAUCAAGGUCAGAUCGCUCCUCAGGGAGCUGGAGAAGCCAAGAACGCCAGAAGGUGGUACGACGGAGGAACCGCAAGAUUUGAAUCCCUCGGGGGAACUGACAGCUUCUUGGCUGAGAGCGACUGCAUACCAGGUCAAGAUCGCCUUGGCGGGGGUCCUUAAGCUUCGUUCAAACGAGUCUGACGAGGUCCAAUCUGCUCUUCAUAGGCUCUGCAUCAGCCUUCUCGAUGAAUGCCACGCUUCACUCGCCGACUGCCGGUCGAUGUUCGUGGAAACCGCCAUGAUGCUGGAAGAUCAAGAUACACAAUCAAGCCUUGAAACUAGCCUUCAAGACCUUGCCAGCGUUUACGCGGAGCUCGGGGACAGCGUCAAAUUAACACUCUACAACUGGAUUACCGGCCUGCCCCGCGUCAUGCAGUCAAGCGAUGAGCGGGUCAAACAGUUAGGGAUAAGGAGCAUCCUCAGGGGUACCAGGCUGGCAGCCACGCUUCAAAUGGACUCGUCGACUCUGGACGACGCACUGGGGGACUCCCUUCGAGAUAGCAUUAUCACCCUUGUCAAAGGUUCGAAGCAACCUAAAAUCGUAGAUGAUGUUGGGGCGGACAUAUCGACAAAUACCGCUCUAGUGGGACCUGGCACAGAGCUGGCAACAUACAGUCCCGUCCUACUUGACUCUGAAGGCCAGAAGACGACAAGAGCAGAAAUCGGCUCUUUGAUAUCCAAUGUAGGCUCCCCAGUUCAGCAGGUGAAGAUUGCGACGGCCAUGCUAGGCCAUGUUCGGGACUCUCAGGGUAUCGAGCAGAUCGCCUCGUUUUGGCUCUCGUUUGAGCUAUUGAAGGCAACCUACGCACAGUCCUCGGAUCUUGACGAUUUGUUUGAUCUGUCCUCUCUCGGGGAAUCACGGCAUCAGGAAGAGGCCUUCCAGGAGCUCUACGACUUCUCCGCCUCGGUGUUAUCUGCACACUCGGAUUCCGUCGAGGCAGACUGGCGGCUUGAGGCCAUUGCACUAGAGGUAGCGGCAUUUGCUGCCUCCCGUUUUAAGGCCGACUUCCAGCCAGAACUCAUCGACGUGCUCUACCCCGUCACAACAUUCCUUGGCUCGCAAGCGCCACAGCUCCGGAGGCACGCCAUCACCACGUUGAACAUCAUUGCCACCUCGUGCGGCUACGAGAGCGUCUCUGAUUUGAUCGUCGAUAACGCGGACUACAUGGUGAACUCCAUAUCCCUACGACUGAACACGUUUGAUAUCUCUCCUGCGUCAACAAAAGUCCUCACCAUGGUGGUCCGGCUGACUGGCCCGAGGCUAAUUCCUUUCCUGGACGACGUCGUCGCAGCAAUCUUUGCAGCCCUCGACAACUAUCACGGCUACCCCGUGUUCGUCGAGAGUCUGUUUUCUGUCCUCACCGAGGUAGUAAUCCAGGGCGUCAAAUCCGACAUGCUCCUCCUCGAAGACGCCAGCACCAAAACGAUCGACCAUCGAAAGCGGCCCCCCCCAGUCCCUAGGCGUCCCAGGAAUUCUCGAUACCCUCACGGCCCGCCUCGACCGUGCCGCACGCCCUGGGGCCCUCCUAAAGACACCAAAUCCAAAAUCAACCCCCAAGGAGACGAAGCCACCGCCCUCCUCAACAAACUAACCAACCCCGACCCCGACGACAACAACACCAACAACCAAGACGAAUCCGCGCCCCCGGCCCCCGACCCCCCCCACCACGCCCCCCACACCAACCUACACCCCUGCUCACCAAAGAUCCCUCACCCUCGCCGGAACACCAACCGGAACUACGCCUAG